AGGGGAUGACAUUAAAAGUGAUGGUUUUAGUUUGGAAACCUGUCGAAAUAUAAUCAGUCUGUUGGAUAAGGAUGGAUCUGGAAAAAUUGGACUAGUGGAAUUCAAAACAUUUUGGAUCAAAUUACAGAAGAUUCUGAGAAUCUUUAAGAAGAUGGAUGUUGAUUGCUCUGGUGCCAUGAGUUCACAUGAAAUGAGAAUGGCACUUGAAGAAGCAGGUUUCACUCUGAACAACGCACUGAUUCAGAUCCUUGUUGCCCGUUACGCAAACAAUGAGCUUCUCAUUGACUUUGAUAACUUUGUUGGCUCUUUAAUCCGUCUGGAAACCAUGUUCAGAAUAUUUAAGCAAUUAGACCUGGAUGAUGAGGGAUAUGCUGAACUGGAUGUAUUUCAGUGGUUGAGUUUGGUACUAAACUGAUGUCCAGCUGCAAGAAGUCAGACUUUGGCCAAUCAACAGACACUCACAGACAUGUCUAAGCAAUAAAUGGAAAAAUGGGAAUUACUUAUUGGCAUCAUGAAUAUGUAUGGAGUGAGGGAAUAUGGUUGUUUGCUUUCUUUUAGUGCAUUGCUGUCAUGUACUUCAUUCAACAUUUUGGGUGGCAAUGAAUUAACCAAUCAGAACUCAUGUUCCUGAAGGAUAUUUUAAUCUUUGUAUAAGACAGUGUUUGGAUUGCUGAGAAUGUGUCUUUCAUUACAAUUAUUAAUCUGUUCAGUUUCUUUUAAAACCCAAAGCAUUUAAACUUCACACUAUUUCUUCUAAAAAUAGGUCUGCAGAUGCAGACAUGAAGUCAAUGCUGAGAUCUGCAGAUGAGGAGAAUCAGGAUUACAGUUUUGGAUACAAUAUUUUAAAUGCAAAUGUAACAUUCAAACUGAAGUGAAAAAACAUGUACUUUGUUACUAAUUAGGUACUCAAAGAAUAGCGCCCAUAAUUGCUAUCAUUUAUUUUAAAAUUAUAAUGGAUAUGGAUACUAAGUGGUUUUUGCAGAGCUGUGUGCUUAAUAUAAUCAGAAAUAUUAAAUUGCUUUUAACAAAAACUGUACCUGAAAAUUAAACACAGUAUGUGGGAAA
Molecule: messenger RNA, 1065 nt
Organism: Rhincodon typus (whale shark)
Lineage: Eukaryota; Metazoa; Chordata; Chondrichthyes; Orectolobiformes; Rhincodontidae
Product: calpain-1 catalytic subunit-like
Exons: 6
Coding region: 152-415 (87 amino acids)
Molecular function (GO): calcium ion binding
Source: RefSeq, a predicted model, not a curated record